GGCUCAUGAUUUCGCUUAACACCACCCUUCACGUACCUGUCGCUUUUCUAUUGGCUGUCUGUUUAGGUUCUGUAAGUGUGGGUGCGGUCACCGGGUUAGGCCCCUCCCCCCGCUCGUCUCUGAAUAGGAAAUGUCAUUGGAGCGCAGAGUUGUGGAGCGGCAGCCGGCUGUAGUUACCGCGGCCUUUUCCGGAUUGUCAGCGCUGGGAGUGUGAUGUGGACGGCGGGAGCGAGCAGGCCUCCGGUACAUACAGUGACAGCGACACGGGCGAAGGGAGCCGGACACGGGGACUAGCGAGCCGCGUGCCCGCGCGCUAUACUUCCCUCCGCCAACCGUCACCGAGCGUCCCUCUCCCGCCCCAGCACACACCUCCACCCCGGGAGGAGGAGGAGGAGCGGCCAGCGGGGGGGACAUCCAACAUGGCGGAGCACGCAGCCCUGGAUAACAAGCACAAAGCGGCAGCCGCCAGCUCCGGGGCCUCCUCCCCCGCCCUGAACUCCGGGCGCUCCGGAUCAGGCACCUCUGCCAACAGCAGCGGCAGCGUGGGUGUGCACUCCCCCGGGGGAGGGCUAUCUGGGGGCUUGUCGCAGCCCGCCGGUUGGCAGUCCCUGCUCUCCUUCACCAUCCUGUUCUUAGCCUGGCUGGCCGGCUUCAGCUCCAGGCUCUUCGCGGUCAUCCGCUUCGAGAGCAUCAUCCACGAGUUCGACCCCUGGUUCAACUACAGAUCAACACAUCACCUAGCGUUUCACGGGUUUUAUGAAUUUUUAAAUUGGUUUGACGAACGAGCAUGGUAUCCACUAGGAAGAAUAGUAGGUGGGACGGUGUACCCUGGGCUGAUGGUUACAGCCGGCCUCUUUCAUUGGAUCUUAAAUAUGCUGAACAUAACCGUACAUAUAAGAGAUGUAUGCGUGUUCCUAGCACCUGUUUUCAGCGGCCUUACAUCAAUUUCCACCUUUUUGCUCACUCGAGAACUGUGGAACCAGGGAGCAGGCCUUCUAGCUGCCUGCUUCAUUGCUAUAGUGCCAGGCUACAUAUCCCGAUCAGUAGCUGGAUCUUUUGACAAUGAAGGCAUUGCUAUUUUUGCACUGCAGUUUACAUAUUAUUUGUGGGUGAAAUCUGUAAAAACAGGUUCCGUCUUUUGGGCAAUAUGCUGCUGUUUGUCUUAUUUUUACAUGGUGUCGGCCUGGGGUGGCUAUGUGUUUAUCAUCAAUCUUAUUCCACUUCACGUGUUUGUGUUGCUAUUAAUGCAGCGUUACAGCAAGAGAGUCUACAUAGCAUACAGCACUUUUUACAUUUUGGGUUUGAUAUUAUCCAUGCAAAUUCCAUUUGUUGGCUUCCAGCCCAUCCGUACAAGUGAGCACAUGGCAGCUGCAGGAGUCUUUGCUCUGCUGCAAGCGUAUGCCUUCUUACAGUACCUGAGAGAUAAGCUGACAAAGCAGGAGUUCCAGACACUCUUCUUCCUGGGAGUGUCUCUGGCUGCUGGAGUUGUGUUCCUAACAGUUAUCUACUUGACUUAUACAGGAUACAUAGCUCCUUGGAGUGGAAGGUUUUAUUCCCUUUGGGAUACAGGGUAUGCAAAAAUUCACAUCCCUAUUAUUGCUUCAGUAUCUGAACAUCAACCAACGACAUGGGUUUCCUUCUUUUUUGACCUUCAUAUAUUAGUGUGUACAUUUCCUGCAGGGCUUUGGUUCUGUAUAAAGAAUAUCAAUGAUGAGAGAGUAUUUGUUGCUCUAUAUGCAAUUAGCGCAGUUUAUUUUGCCGGGGUGAUGGUUCGUUUGAUGCUAACCUUGACUCCGGUGGUCUGUAUGCUGUCUGCCAUUGCGUUCUCAAAUGUCUUUGAGCAUUAUUUGGGUGAUGAUAUGAAGAGAGAAAAUCCGCCAAUAGAGGAUAGUAGUGAUGAAGAUGACAAAAGGAAUUCUGGGAACCUGUAUGAUAAGGCUGGAAAAGUGAGGAAGCAUGUGUCCGAACAGGAGAAGACGGAGGAAGGUCUUGGGCCCAACAUAAAGAGUAUUGUCACCAUGUUGAUGCUAAUGCUGUUAAUGAUGUUUGCUGUACAUUGCACUUGGGUAACUAGCAAUGCCUACUCCAGCCCCAGCGUGGUGCUAGCUUCAUACAAUCAUGAUGGAACAAGAAACAUCUUGGAUGACUUCAGAGAAGCAUACUACUGGCUAAGACAAAAUACUGAUGAGCAUGCCCGUGUGAUGUCCUGGUGGGAUUAUGGCUACCAAAUAGCAGGAAUGGCUAAUCGAACAACGUUGGUAGACAACAAUACGUGGAACAAUAGUCAUAUAGCAUUGGUGGGGAAAGCAAUGUCUUCAAAUGAAUCAGCCGCUUAUGAAAUCAUGAGGAGCUUGGAUGUAGAUUAUGUAUUGAUUAUCUUUGGUGGCGUAAUUGGCUACUCUGGUGAUGACAUCAAUAAAUUUCUUUGGAUGGUUAGGAUAGCAGAAGGAGAGCAUCCUAAAGAUAUCCGGGAAAGUGAUUAUUUCACACCACAAGGAGAAUUUCGAGUUGACAAGGCUGGGUCUCCAACUUUGCUCAAUUGCCUCAUGUAUAAAAUGUCAUAUUAUCGAUUUGGUGAAAUGCAGCUAGAUUUUCGAACCCCACCAGGUUUUGAUCGUACACGUAAUGCGGAGAUUGGGAAUAAAGAUAUCAAAUUUAAACAUUUGGAAGAGGCAUUUACAUCGGAGCACUGGCUUGUGAGAAUAUACAAAGUGAAACAGCUAGAAAAUAUAGAGCCACUUGGCCACAAGCCGAGAGUGACUAACAUUGUACCCAAACAGAAGUAUUUAUCGAAGAAGACAUCCAAGAGGAAGCGUGGUUACAUUAAAAACAAACUGGCACUGAAGAAAGGCAAGAAACCCAGCAAGAAGACUGUUUAAACCAACUCAUCUCACAGGAAGAAGUUGUCCUAGAGAUAACCAGUCUUUGCCUUUAAAAUGAGCUCAUGUUUCUCUGUGACAUGAGAGUACAGAACCAUCUUUGGUCCAGGAUAUUGUACAAAAUUUUCAGGCAAUGUCUGAUUACAAAAUAUAUAUUUAUUGGCUUAUUAAGAACAGCUGUUUUAGAUUUGUAAUGUGAAGCCAGACAGAGCUGCUGUGAAGGAGUAACAGCAGAAUUUUUAUUUCUUUGUAAAUAUUAUUUUGAAAUCCUUUGACAAUUUGGACUGGUUGCACCAAAGAGUCCUCUAAUUUGGUUGACAUAAACAUACUUGUCAGGUUUUCUUUAAAUUCAGAAAUAAUAAAAAUAAAUUAUGUAACACCUGAGCUGUAUUUUUUUUUUCUCAAAAUUCAGUGAGGAUGUUGCAUUCAGUAGGCAUACUUUGUGCCAUCUCUAUGGCCAUUUUUAAGGUGGCAAUAAACGGGAUUGGUGUUUUAUUUGCCCAAACCACAGCUCCAUUGUUGCAGCCUGUUAGUGCAGUUAGAUUGGUGCAGUAGUAACAAUAUUAGCGCAUACUGCAUUUUCUACCAUGUACGCUAAUGAUCCCAGUGAUUUUUAAAAAAAGGAUCAUUUUUUUGUGGAUUGUGGUGGUUUUCAACACAUAUGUGCUGCAUUAUUAGGAUGAUUACCUGACUUCGCAGUAUGUAUAGGCAUCCAUAUGCCUGUGAUGGUAUAAAAAAAAAACUUAGGAAAAGAAGCAUGAGUUCUUGAAUGGAGUAACACUUUAUUUCCAUAAACUGGCAAAUAUUUAGGGGUUGUUUUUUUUUUGUUUGGUUUUUUUUUAGUCUACAAAAUGAUGCACAAAGGAUGUCUAUUUUGUUAUCAUGGAUGUGUGGGUAUUUAGAAUCGCUGCUGUGGGAUUUUACUUUUCUAUCGGUACAACGAAGCGUAAAUUGCAAACAAUCAGAUUUUUGUCUAAGACAAUGUGUGCAGCUGAGUUAGUUUCAGCUGUUUUCAACCAUACAAUUGCUGAAAGGAUUCAGUCUAUUAAAAUGUACCUGUCUUAAAAAACAGUGGAAGGAGCCAUGUUGUGCACUGAACCCAUAGUCCAUUAAGUCAUUAGUUAAUUAACGAAAUGGUGGAUUACUAUUGUUUCAGACCUAAAAUGAUCUGCUUCCACUGUGGGUGACUGGUCCACUUUAAUACCAUAAAGCCUUAACAGCAUAGCAUAAUCUUACCAUUGCUAUGAUGCUAUAUUAUUUACAAUGCUAAACCUUUUUACUCCUGGUCCUUGCGCUAAAAAAUUGCCACACAGUUUAGUGUGGAUGGAGGAAAACCCACAAAUGUAGAAUGUUUUGAUAUGUGCAGUCCUAAACAAUGUAAACAGCCACUGUAAACAGUUAAAUGUUUAAACAUUUAAAACCUCCAAAUAGUUAACAAGAACACAGACAUCCACUUUUUUGGCCAAGUCUGACAUUAGAGGGUAUUUGAGAUAGGCCAGAAGUUUUGAACAAUUUUUUUUUUUUUUUAAUUAUCAAAAAUUUCUAUAGUGCAGUCUGCUUAAUAGGGUAUGUUUUUUAGGUUUUGUUUUUAGAAAAAAUAAGAUGACUAUUCUGUCAAUUUAAUGCACUAAAAUGUAAAUUGGGUUGAGCAUUUGGGUGGAAUUUUUUUUUUAAUUGUUUUUGCUUUAGGCAUUAUGCGGACUUGAACUUUUUCUUACGUUGAUAGUUUUAUUUUUCUGGGCAUAUAUUGUAGGUUGGGGGGUUGUUUUGUUUGUUAUUUUGUUUUUGAAUAUAGUUUGCGCAGAAAUUGACCACCAUAAAUACUGUAUUACCCUGUGUUUUAGGAUGUAUCUUUUUUAAUAUAUAUAAUAAAAGAUCAGACGUGGUGGCAUAUUACAAAAUCAACUUUUUUUUUUAUUAUUUUGUUUUGUUUUUUUCAAGCUUGUGAUAUUUUUACAUACCAUGAAGCUGCAUCACUGUUAAGCAUUUGUAUGCGGCUCUAAUGCCAUUGAAACAUGCUGGCAAUCUGUAUAUUGGAUUAAAAACUUUGGAAAUUGACAAUAGAAGAAAUAAAGAUUUAAUUAAGGUUUUA
Pseudophryne corroboree (corroboree frog) is the source of this 4971-nucleotide messenger RNA. It is a transcript of the gene STT3B, whose product is annotated as STT3 oligosaccharyltransferase complex catalytic subunit B. Gene Ontology annotation, cellular component: membrane. Gene Ontology annotation, biological process: post-translational protein modification. Gene Ontology annotation, molecular function: dolichyl-diphosphooligosaccharide-protein glycotransferase activity. The record is from RefSeq and is a predicted model, not a curated record. Lineage: Eukaryota; Metazoa; Chordata; Amphibia; Anura; Myobatrachidae. Bases 420 to 2879 code for a protein of 819 amino acids. The transcript has 16 exons.